GGAGAAGAUGAAUUUAUAAACAUUAGACAUUUUACUUCUAAUGUGUUGGGUUUGAUUCAUGGCUCAUAAAAGUGUUGCCAUCAUUAGGAACAGUUAAGUUAAUAGUUGCUACUCGCUGUUGCUGCCUUCGUGUCUCCGCCUCUUACAUUCCUGAGUGUCUGGUAGCGAAGAGGAGGAGGAGGUGGAAAGGAAAUAAGGGGAGCUGCGAUCUGCCCUGGACCCUGAACCAGCCCGGAGAUGAUAAACAACAACAACACCUCUCAGACCGAAUCCUCCUGUUGCUGCUCUCUGGCACAUUUAUCCAUCUGCGUUUAACCCAACUGGACCUCUACGGUUAUUGUUUUUUUAAAUUUCUUUUCCUGGACGCGCAAACUUGUUGGGAACUUUUUUUCCCCUGUGGAGCAAGAGUUUUGGUUUAAAUCCCAACGCCACUGAGCCUUGCUGUGUUUCACUGCCGCUGAGGGAGAAAACACCACAUCCAGAACAAGGUCGGAGACAGUCAUGGAGAUCCUGGACAGUGGCGAACCGUUCCUACACUGGGAUCGGAACCUCAGCGAACUGUCUGAGGCCGGGGACAUCGACUGUGUGCUGCACACCAAUCACUUCUCCGAGCUCCUCGAUGACCUCUCCCCGGACGCUCUGCUGGGCCAGCUGCUCAGCGACCCCUUCCUGUCCGGGGUGCGAUGCGGCGUGGAGGCCAUGGAGGGGGAGGACGGAGGCGACCUGUCCCCGUCGUCCCCUCUGCCCCCCCACAUCACAGCAGAGCACAGCUACUCGCUGUGCGGUGACAGCCGACCGCAGUCGCCGCUGUCGCACCUGACUGGAGAGCAGGGCAGCGAGGCGGAAUCCGAUGGGGAAUCCUCCGAGUGGCCCAUGGAGCAGGAGGAGGCCAUCAGCAGCCUUCUGUGCGAGACCCCGGUCCUCCUCCCCACCCUCUCCAUGUCUCUGGCCUCCACUGAGGGGGCCCAAGCUCCUGAGGGCCCUGCCGUGGCCCCUACCGCCGCUACCACCACCCCUGCUCAGAUCAUAAUCAGCAGCUACAACCAGGGCAAAGGCAUCAAGAUAAAGGAGGAGAACAUCAUCCCUCAGAUCAAACUAGAGCCUCACGAGGUGGACCAGUUCCUCAACCUGUCACCCAAAGGUCUGGAGUCUCUGCAGAUGCCUCCCACUCCCCCCAGUUCCCACGGCAGUGACUCGGAGGGCAGCCAGAGCCCCGUCCACGCUCCGCCCGGCCUCUCCUGCCCCACCUCACCCACCAGCCCUCCCCCACUGCAGGCCAGCCUGAAGGUGUCGCCCCGUGCCGCCUCAUCGCUGUCCAACUCCCCCCUGCUCACUGCUCCUCAUAAGCUGCAGGGGUCCGGCCCGCUGAUGCUGACUGAGGAGGAGCGUCGCACGCUGGUGGCCGAGGGCUACCCCGUUCCCACCAAGCUGCCCCUCACCAAAGCCGAAGAGAAGGCUCUGAAGAAGAUCCGCCGGAAAAUCAAAAACAAGAUCUCGGCUCAGGAGAGUCGCAGGAAGAAGAAAGAGUACAUGGACACGCUGGAGAAGAAGGUGGAGAACUGCUCUAACGAAAACAAUGAACUGCGCAGGAAAGUGGAGACUCUGGAGUGCACGAACAAGUCUCUUCUACAGCAGCUGCAGUCUCUGCAGGCCAUGGUUGCCAGCAAAGUCCACAAGUCGUGCAGGAUGGCUGGCACCCAGACGUCAUCGUGCCUAAUGGUGGUCGUGUUGUGCUUUGCUCUGUUUUUGGGCAGCUUUUACCCAAACAGCCUGACCCCCUACUCCACCAUCACAGAGACGGGCCUCGCUUCCAGACAGCUGCCUGUCAAAGAGUCCUACACAGCCACAGUGAAGUCGAGGAGUCUGUUAUCAACCGUCGAAGACGAGCAGCCACAGCUCCUUGGCCUCGGGGGAGAAUACCCCGACCAAUGGGAGGACACGCCAGCCGUCGUCAUGGCAGCGUGGCGUCGCUCGGAGCAACAGAAGCUGGGGAUGGAGCCCGUCAGGGUAGAAACACACCCACCUUAUAGGAGUAAAAACAAUGAGACACAGACACCACAAAACCUGCUGCUGGACCUCCACAGGUCUCUGGAGCAGAGGGCGAAUGAGAGCAGUAGUAAAGUGGUAGAGCUGGAGCGAACGGUCAAUGAGACGUCCUGAGUUUGGCGUCGAAGACCCCACCCCUUUCUCGCUUCAAUCCACUUCUGUUGUGACCUUUGACCUUGUGAACAUGGUUCAGUGUCCUGGAGCAAACCUCAUACAGUAAUUCCCACUGCUGACGUUUUUUUUGCCAUCUCUGCUAAAUCAGAAACACUGUAUUAGUAAAUAAUAGUAAUACUAAUAACAAAAGGCACUGGUUGUCUAUUUCUGAGGAAAAGUUGCACUGAAUAAGUCAAAUCCAGUUUACACUGGGUUUUUUUGGCCUGAAAAACUGUUGAAACACCCAAUAAAUAAAUAAAAAAGGAUCUAAUAAAUAAUGUAGCAUCAAAUAUAUUCAAGAGGAAAGUAUAUUAAAAUAUGACAUGGGGCUUUUUACAGGAUAGUGACGUAGACCUUUGUAUUUAUAGAAGCCAGAAAUGUUUUGGCUUGUUAUUCUAUACUUGCUCUUUCUAGAUGGAUUUCUUUUAAUAUCAAUUGUUUUAUGCCAUUUCAGCAAAAAUCACAGUUUGAUACUUUUGUCAUGUGUAUACUGUAUUUUGUGUUUCUGUUUUAUUGUAUUCUUUUAUAUAUUGUUCAUAGUUCCUUAGCUGUCUCACACUUUUAUGCAUCAAGGGCUUCCGCUCUGGGUUUACAUGGAAAUGAAUUCAUUUCUAAAUUAAUAUUUUACGAUGUUUAUAAUUUCCUACAUUGGCUACAAAAAAAUGUUUAAUUAAUGCAGGACAAUUUAUUUGAUAUAGCUGAAAACCAAAUAUCACAUUCACACAUGUAUGAAAUUUGUGUGUGACAGUACUUAGGAUAUUUGGACUUCAGAUGAACAUUGUGUCAUCAAGCACAUGUUAACGAGCUGCAAGUUAUGGAAAUGCAACACUUUCUCUGGACUUUUUGUAAAUAUGACUAGAUGAGUCUGAAAGUCUGAGUGUGUUUGGGAUCCUUAACCAAUCCAUAAUUCAUUCCAAGUCUAUUUUAGUUGUUGUGCUGUUGAUAAAUUAUGAACCUAAGAUGCCUUUGCUUCAGGCUUUGUCCUGAAUUUUUAUUGAGUUUCAUUUGGUAAUUACCCACCAUGGCUUUAAAACUAAACUUCUUUUAUAUUUAUUAGCUUUAUGAAAACAUAAUGUUAUUUUAUGCAUUACAGAUAAGACACUUUCCCUUCUGUGCACCCAUGUAAAUAGAUAAUGCUACCAAAGUUCCACUGUCUACAUUAAACUGAAUAAACCUUCAUUUCUCUACAUCUGUAUAUUUUACAGGAAAAGAAACAUCAAAAUUGACAUUUUUACAUUCUCUUCUAGUUCUUCUACAACAGCCAGUGGAAAACAGAUCAGUUGCUUCUUUGUUUUGCUUUUGUGAAAAGCCAGCUUGUCCUGACCUUCUGUCUUUUUGCUUUUAAAUAAUUAAAGUAUUUUCCUUAGUAAAAGCAUUUAUCCUGUGA
Messenger RNA from Betta splendens (Siamese fighting fish), 3586 nucleotides. RefSeq names its product cAMP responsive element binding protein 3-like 2 (gene creb3l2). Gene Ontology annotation, molecular function: DNA-binding transcription factor activity, RNA polymerase II-specific; cAMP response element binding. NCBI's taxonomy places the organism in Eukaryota, Metazoa, Chordata, Actinopteri, Anabantiformes, Osphronemidae. Bases 502 to 2160 code for a protein of 552 amino acids. Gene Ontology annotation, biological process: regulation of transcription by RNA polymerase II. The transcript is spliced from 12 exons. The record is from RefSeq and is a predicted model, not a curated record.